Messenger RNA from Melospiza melodia melodia, 1070 nucleotides. It is a transcript of the gene SVIP, whose product is annotated as small VCP interacting protein. Gene Ontology annotation, cellular component: endoplasmic reticulum membrane. The transcript is spliced from 4 exons. Gene Ontology annotation, biological process: positive regulation of autophagy; negative regulation of retrograde protein transport, ER to cytosol; negative regulation of VCP-NPL4-UFD1 AAA ATPase complex assembly. Lineage: Eukaryota; Metazoa; Chordata; Aves; Passeriformes; Passerellidae. The coding region runs from base 72 to 314 and encodes 80 amino acids. The record is from RefSeq and is a predicted model, not a curated record.
CCGCCGGUCCCAGGCCGGGGCGGGCCCUGCCGCCGCUUCCUCCGCGGGGCCGCUGCCUGCCGGGGCUCGCCAUGGGGCAGUGCCUGCCCUGCAUGGGGGACCCCGUCAAGGACGUGGUGGAGACUCCGGACCCGGAAAUAAAAAGAAGACAACUAGCAGAAGCUGCUGAAAAGAGGCAGAUGGAGGCUUCCUCUCGAGGUAUUAAGAAUGUGCAGUCUGUAGAGCAGAAGAAAAAGAAACAGGAGGAAAUAGAAAGAAGAAUGGCAGCUUCACGUCCUGGAGGAGAAGGAGGACUGAGAUGGCAGGUUGGAUAACAACACAGGACUUGUGAGGAGAAGAUGUUUGAUGUUUACUGCCAGUAACUGUCAGUUUCUGCAGCCCGGUGGCACUUACUCAUCAUGUGGCUUUUGCUGUUUACCUCUGAAGACUCAGCAGUACCUUGCCAUUGUGGGACAAUGGAUGUGGAAGCAGUCACAAAGAAACUUAAGAACUAAUUCUGAACACUAUGGUUUUGCCAGUUUCGUUUGUUUGUUUUCCAUGCAUGUUUUAUUGCUUCCGUGCCAAGACUUCCUGUCAGCUGGAAGUGGCCUCAUGUGUAGUCAGCCAAAAUGUGUGUACUGUCUGGUCAGUUGAUGUCUGUCUGUCUGUCUGUGUAUGACUGACCUGAGCAAGCUCAGGUGCCCACCUGUUGGUUUUGAUGCUUAUUUCAAGCUCCACAAUUAAGCUUUUCUCCAAGUCCUCAUGUAGAAAGUUUUUUUCACCUAUGUAUGUAUUUGAACAUGUGGAUGACAGCAUUUUUCUGUUUCCUAAUGACUUGCACUGCUUAGGAAUUUAGUGCCUUUUUGAAAAGAGAAAAAGUAGAGUCAUGGCAGGUCCGUACAAAUGGGAUAAUUUUGUCACUAGUAAAAGAAGAAAUAGAAACCUUUAUAAAUCCUCUGUACUUAGAUCAAGAAUGCCAUUUUAUUAUGCGUAUAAUAAUUGUUCUUGUUUUCUCAUGUGGGUUUCUUUUGAGUCUGUAAGUAUUUAUAAUGAAUACUGAGAGUUAAAACAUUAAAUUAAAAAUCCCGUUA